AUGGACAGCCAACAGAGGGAAGUGACGCUAUGGAUUGAGGCAGUUCUUGGAGAGAAGUUUGAAGAUGGGUCAUUCCACGACUUGUUCAAGGAUGGGGUAAGGCUCUGCAGAUUCCUCAAUAAGGUUUCGCCUCUCGAUGUUAAGUAUAAAGAGUCAAGACAAAUAUUUGUACAAAGAGAGAACAUCUGCUCAUUUAUAAACGGGCUUAAGAAGCUCAAUAUGAAUGAGUACGAGCUGUUUCAGACCAAUGAUCUGUUUGAGGCAAAGGAUCUGAAACAGGUUGUUAUCUGCUUGUAUGCAUUGAGCAGGCAGCUCCAAAAGGAGAAGAUAUUUUCUGGCCCAUUUAUCGGCCCACAGCUUUCCACCAAGUCCAAGAUUGAAUUCAGCAAGGAGGUCCUUGACAGGAGCAAGUAUGCUGUUCACCUCCAGAUGGGAUAUUCAGAUCCGGACUUGCUUGAAAAGGCUGCAAACAAAGCAUCCUCUAAUACCAUGAAGGACCUGAAGACGAAUACCCUUUAA
Messenger RNA from Encephalitozoon hellem ATCC 50504, 519 nucleotides. RefSeq names its product calponin. Lineage: Eukaryota; Fungi; Microsporidia; Unikaryonidae. The coding region runs from base 1 to 519 and encodes 172 amino acids. The record is from RefSeq and is a predicted model, not a curated record. The transcript has a single exon. Gene Ontology annotation, molecular function: protein binding.